AUGGGCGCAUUCACCAUCCUCAUCUCGACCAUCCUAGCCCUCGGCACCACUGCUCGAACAGCAGUAGCAGCAGCCACCACCACAAACACCACAGCGACAACCAGUUCAUUCCCCAGCACCCUCAACAUCACCACCCUGACAGCCCACAACAACCACUCCGUGCUCGAAUGCUGGGCCCUCCAACCGGGCUACUCCCUCACCUCCGAGGCCGGGGUCUCCGGCAACGCCGUCCUCAAUCUGGGCCCCAUCACCGGCAACGCAACCAACAUCCUCAUCCCCGCCAACUAUGACGGCGGCCAACAUAAUGCUCCCGCGCUGCAAUGGGUGAUUUUCCUCUCCGGAGUGGCGCACAUCACGCUUCCGACCUCCGCGGACGAGGCGUGGGUGACCGGGGGCAAGAACGGGGCGAUCCUGGCGCUGGACACCCAGGAGGUGAGCGCGGAGGGCCACACGACGACGUAUCCGUCCGGUCAGAUGACGGUGGCGGUGGAGGUGCCCUUGGCGGAGGUGCCGGCGCAUCGGGUGUUGCAUUCGGGGGCUUGUGGGGCGGGGGAGGUGUUGGCGUGAUUGAGUGUAUUCGAUGGGGAUAUGACUUGGUAGGUGCAGUUGGGUU
Molecule: messenger RNA, 613 nt
Organism: Aspergillus fijiensis CBS 313.89
Lineage: Eukaryota; Fungi; Ascomycota; Eurotiomycetes; Eurotiales; Aspergillaceae
Exons: 2
Coding region: 1-567 (188 amino acids)
Source: RefSeq, a predicted model, not a curated record